Messenger RNA from Ananas comosus (pineapple), 957 nucleotides. RefSeq lists its product as uncharacterized. The transcript is spliced from 4 exons. The coding region runs from base 79 to 804 and encodes 241 amino acids. Gene Ontology annotation, molecular function: zinc ion binding. The record is from RefSeq and is a predicted model, not a curated record. NCBI's taxonomy places the organism in Eukaryota, Viridiplantae, Streptophyta, Magnoliopsida, Poales, Bromeliaceae.
CUCUCUCUCUCUCUCUCUCUCUCUCUUAUUCACUCUUAUUCCCUAUUGCAUAUUGCACCACAUAUAUCUACUGUUGGUAUGAUCAUGGCCAUUUGGAAGCCUGCAUGGUUAGAAGCGCUGGACACGCAGAAGUUCUUCGUAGGAUGCUCCGCGCACGAGAACGCGAAGAAGAACGAGAAGAACAUCUGCUGUUUGGACUGCUGCACCAGCAUUUGCCCGCAUUGCGUGCCCGCGCACCGGCAUCACCGCCUCGUGCAGGUGCGACGCUACGUCUACCACGACGUCGUGAGAUUAGAGGACCUCGAGAAGCUCAUCGACUGCUCGAACGUUCAGUCGUAUACGAUUAAUAGCUCGAAAGUGGUGUUUCUGAAGAAGAGGCCACAGAAUAGGCAGUUUAAGGGAUCAGGAAACAUUUGCACAUCUUGUGACAGGAGCCUCCAGGAGCCAUACAUCCACUGCUCUCUUGGUUGCAAGGUAGAUUACAUUUUGAGACAAAGGAAGGACUUGUCUGCAUAUUUGAGGCCAUGCAAGAGACUGCAGCUGAGCCCAGACUUCUUCAUCCCCCACGACGCCGUCGACGAGGAGGCGAUGGAGACCACCCACUCGACCAUCGUCGAGGGCGACGAGCCCGUGAACUCGUCCGACUCGGAGAAUCUGAGCAUGCCGCGGACGGAGAUCGUGCGGAAGAAGCGCAGCGGGCUCUACGUCUGCGCAAGAUCUGCAAGCAGAGUGUCUGCUGAUGAGGACAUGGCUGCAAACAUGAGCAGAAGGAAAGGCAUUCCACAUAGAUCACCACUAUGCUGAUUAAGAGCUAAUUAUUAGUGUUUUUAUCACAUGGCUAAUUAAUUAGUUGCUAAUUAAGUGUUCUCUUCAUCCCUGGCCUGUUGGACUAGUUAGUUGGCAGUUUUAUAAUUACCUUUUUUUUUCGGUUAAAAAGGGGCAUAAUAUUGUUCCAAU